This is a messenger RNA of Cryptosporidium ubiquitum, 4245 nucleotides long. RefSeq names its product ATP-binding cassette protein. Lineage: Eukaryota; Apicomplexa; Conoidasida; Eucoccidiorida; Cryptosporidiidae. The transcript has a single exon. Gene Ontology annotation, cellular component: membrane. The record is from RefSeq and is a predicted model, not a curated record. Bases 1 to 4245 code for a protein of 1414 amino acids. Gene Ontology annotation, biological process: transmembrane transport. Gene Ontology annotation, molecular function: ATP binding; ATP hydrolysis activity; ABC-type transporter activity.
AUGAAGAAUUUUGAACCAAUUGAAGGUGGAAUAUAUUCUUUUAAAGACUAUUCCAAACUGAAUAAACAAUAUGUUGAUGUUGAAUCUGUAGAUUUUAAGAGCUUUGGUAAAUAUCCCAAAUACCACUCAUUCUUUAAAAGAGGGUUCUUUAACACGAUACUCUUUAAGUGGUUAUCUCCUAUUAUUGAUAUGGCUGAGAAAGAUUUUCUAAUUAAUGACUCAGAUAUUAAUUUGGCGGAUGAUGAUGAUGAUAUUCAGACUGAAUAUCUAUACUUUAUAAGAAAUUGGAAUGAGGAAUUUUCCAAACCUCAAGCUAUAAAUUCAAUCCAGUUAUCAACUUUUAAAGUUAUCUUCAGAACUUUCUACCUUCGAAUUAUAACCAUCCUCUUAUUUAAACUGGUCUUUGAUAUUAUUCAAAUGUGCAGGCCUUGGCAAAUACAUGGUAUCCUUCACUGGAUUGGAGAUCCAGCUGGAACUAAAGCUUCUGGUAUCAUGAGAUUUAUGUCUGUUGUAAUUUGUGAAGUUGUCUGUGGAUCUAUCUUACAACAAUACUUCAGAAGAUCUUUCAGUCUUUCCGUUAUGCUAAAAGGUGUUAUGAAUUAUUCGCUCUCCAACAAACUUAUUAAACUACCCAAAAAUGUAGCCAUUGAAAACAGUGCCAAAUGUAUUUCAUUAUUUUCCUCAGAAUCCACAUAUUUAUUGGGAACUGGAAAUUCUCUCUUAGCAGUACCUUCAAUGAUUUUUCAGAAUCUAUUAUUAUUAUUUUCCCUAUAUCAAUUUAUUGGAGUCAGUGCUUUUAUUGGAUACAUAAUUAUUGUAUUAUCUUUAUUUGUUAAUGGAUUACUGAUCAAACUAACUCAAUCUGUAAGACUUAAAUAUAUCUCAUCAUUGGACAAAAGAAUCUCACUUUCAACAGAAUUAGUUAACUCAUUCAAACAAAUUAAAUGUUAUGCUUGGGAGAAAUACUACAUCAAAAAUAUUAAUGAGAUCAGAAACGAAGAAAUAAAACACCUAGCAAUAUGGAGAUUCCUUAAUCAGUUUGGAUUCGUCUUAGCUACAUUAUGUGUCUCUCUUUCUCCAGUCAUUUCAUUUGGUUCUUUCCUAUACUUAACUCGAACCUUCCCAGCAGACGUCAUUUUCACUUCACUACUCAUAUUUGAGUCUCUUCAGCUUACUCUUGUUCUUUUACCAACAGGAAUCUCUUCUUUACAAAAAAUAAUUAACUGCUAUACUAGACUCAGUGAAUUUCUUCUACUUAAAGAUAUUGAUUCAAGACAGUUAGAUUUGCCUAUAGAACAACAAGAUUAUGCUGUAAAAGUUAAUGAUGUAUAUUUCAGCUAUCCAUCUAAAGAAUAUAUACUCUCAUCUAUCAGUUUUAACGUUAAGAAGAGUCAAAAAGUUGGAAUAAUUGGUUAUGUUGGUUCUGGAAAAACUACUAUGUUAGAACUUAUCUUGCAGGAACUUACACCAAAAUUGGGUUCUGUUCAAUCUGUUGGUUCAGUUUUCUAUUGUCCCCAAUCAUCUUGGAUUACAAGUGCUAGCAUCAGAAGUAAUAUCAUUCUUGAUCUACCCUUUGACCAAGCUUGGUAUGAUACUGUAAUUACAGCCUGCUCAUUAGUCUAUGAUUUGAAGGCUAUGCCAAAUGGAGAUUUAACAGAAAUUGGUGAAAAUGGAAUCAAUCUCUCUGGAGGCCAAAAACAAAGAGUCUCUCUUGCCAGAGCCAUAUACCAGAACACUGAUAUACUCAUUUUGGAUGACGUGUUUUCUGCCUUAGAUAACGUCGUUGCUACAAGUAUAUUCCAAAAAUGUAUUAUUAACCUGCUGAAACACAAAACUGUCAUCCUAGCCACUAACAAAUUGGAUAUACUAUCUCAUCUUGACCAAGUAAUCUUCAUUAAUAAUAAAACUUUGUCUUACUCUGGACCUCCUGAUAAUUCAUUCUUUUCCCAUCCUGAUUUUCAGGAUCUUUUAAACAAUAUGUAUAAGGUACAAAAUCAAAUCAAUCAAAUUAUUGAUGAUGUUGUCACUAUUGAAGAGAUUCAUGAUAUUGGAGCUGUAACAGAUGAUCAACUUUCUGUAAAUUCUUCUGAUAUUCAAAAUCCAAGACAAGACUCAUCUUAUCCAACUAUCCGUAUCUCAGAAACCAUUACAAGUAUCCCAAAGAAUGAAAUUGAACCAGAAACAUCAACUCAAAAUAACUCCUCACCUUCACUCAUUCUUCCAUUGUCAAAUCAAAACACCAAAACAUCUCAAGUUUCUAGAAGAGGAAGUAGAGUUUCUCUUUCAGCCCUCAAAGAUAAAUAUAGAAGAGAAAGCCAAACUUUAAGAAACUCUAUAGAACUUACUGAAGAAGAUAAUAAUUAUUCUAUCAAAAAAACUGCAAAAAUGCUUGACCAAGCAAGUGUUAAAGUAAAAAGUGUUGAAUUCUCCAAAUAUAUUGAAUACAUCAAAAAGUUCAACCCCACAAUUCUUGCUCUAUCCAUCAUUGUUAUCUACUCCUGUACCUUAUCUAAUAUACUCUCAUCUGUAUGGAUUUCAAAUUGGUCUCGUGACUUUGAUAAGUAUGGAAUUCUUCAAGGACUUCUCAUAUUAACUGCUAUCAACAUUCUACAACCAAUACUUAAUCUCUUAUUCAGAAUUGCAAACAUAUACCUAACCACCAAUGCUUCCAAAAAAAUCUAUAAUGAGCUUUUUACAAAACUUUCAUAUUCAAAACUCUCCUUUUAUGAAUCCAUUCCAAUUGGAACUAUUCUAACCAGAAUUACCAGUGAUAUUGUUGUUAUUGACGAAAUGAUCCCCCAGAAUCUCAUAGAUUUUACUUACUGUUUAACCAGAGUUACUAUUUACAUUGGAUAUUUCAUAUAUUUAGAUUAUAGAUUCAUACUUAUUUUCUUGCCUGCAUCCUACUUCUUCAACAGAUUCAGAAUUAGAGCCAUGUCAGCCAACAGACAACUUAAACGUAUAUUCCACUCCAGAACAUCCCCUAUUCUUACAUCUAUUUCUUAUACUAUAGAUGGUUUGGCUAUUCUAAGAUGUUCCAAAUAUGGAUUUAAAAACUUUAUACAAAAUAUCCAAAAUCUUAUUGACUAUGAAUCUGCUCCUUGGAGAUGUUACUGCUUAAUACAAAGAUGGCUUGGAAUCCAUAUUGAUAUGCUUGGAGCUUUUAUUAUUUCUUCUCUUGGUAUUUUCUGUGUUUCAGCUAAAGGAUUCAUUUCUAUUGGAGCUAUUGCAAUUGCUUUUCAGUGUUCCCUUUCACUUACUCAGCUUGUCUUAUGGAUGAUUAGAAAUAUAUCAGAAACUGAAAAUAACUUCCUCUCUUAUGAUAGAACUUCUGAGUUAAUUAAUAUUAUUCCCCAAGAAACUAAUAUUGAAAAAGGAACAGUAUAUCAAGAUGAAGAUGAUUAUGAUAACUCUUAUACAGCCCAAGAAACUAAUGGAAAUGUAGAAAAUACAGAUUCUCUGCUUAUUAAUAUUGAUAGUCCCAAUAGACCAAUCCCUUCUAACUGGCCAAGUAAUGGAAGUAUUGUUUUUAAUAAUGUUGUACUCAGAUAUAAUCCAGAUGAACCAGCAAUUUUAAAUAACCUUAGUUUUUCUGUUCAAGGAGGAAAGAAAGUUGGUAUAUGUGGAAGAACUGGUUCUGGUAAAUCUACACUUUUAUCUGCAAUUCUUAGGCUAUAUAAUAUUCAACAAGGAAAUAUUAUUAUUGAUGAUAUUGAUAUUUCCCAAAUUAGUCUUAAAAAACUUAGAUCACAAAUUACCAUCAUCCCCCAAGAACCUAAUAUUCUUACUGGGACUCUCAGAUAUAACUUAGAUCCAUUUAAUGAAUAUUCAUUAGAAGAAAUUAAUCAAGCUUUAAUUAAUUCCAAUUCAGAAUCUUUUGUUAACUCACUUCCAGAUGGAAUUAAUACCCAAAUGACAAAUGCUUCUAAUAAUAUUUCUUUAGGACAAAAACAACUUAUCUGCCUUGCAAGAGCUCUCCUUAGAAAAAGUAAAAUCAUCCUUCUUGAUGAAGCCACAUCUUCAAUGGAUAUAGCUACCGAUAAUGUAAUCCAAAAUAUUAUCAAGAAACACUUCUCAAAUUGUACAAUACUUUCAAUUGCUCACAGAAUCCACACUAUUAUUGAUUAUGAUCUUAUCAUUGUUUUGGAUAAAGGAAGAAUUGUUGAGUACGAUUCUCCUCAAAAUCUUUUAUCCAAUACUUCAUCCAUGUUUUACUCCAUUGCUAAUGAAACCAAUACCUUAUAG